AAAAAAUUUUUUAAUAAUUUUAGAAAAAUUAGUGGAAGAAAAAUAUAUUGCAAAAAUUACGUCCAACAAAGUAACACAAGGAACACAAACCAUGCCUGGCUCAGCUGUAUGGUCUGGAAUUAUGACACUGAGCCGUGGCCCUUACAGCGAGCUCGAUAAAAUGAGCCUUUUUCAGGAUCUAAAACUGAAACGACGUAAAAUCGAUUCAAGAUGCAGCAGUGAUGGUGAAUCAGUAGCCGAUACCUCAACCUCUUCGCCGGACCUCUUAGCGCCCAUGUCGCCCAAAAUGUGUGAUACCGGGGGAGGAGGCGGAGUAGGAGGUGGUGGUGGUGGUGGCUGCGUUAAUACAAAUGUGGCCAGUUCCCUACCCCUGGUAACUUUAACAGCUACCACAUCUUUAACUACCACCACAACACCUGCCACAUGUUCAACCACUCAAGUGGCUGCUGAAGUUGUAGUUGCUACCGCUAAAGCGGUGGCUGCUGUAGUGGCAGUUAAAAAUGAGCAAUUCCAACAGCAGCAGCAUCAGCAACAACAAGAACAGACUGAAAUUCAUUCAUCAUCCUGUGGUGUGGUGGCGUCUACGACUGCAACAACCAUGAUGACACCGCCUGCCCCCGUUAGGACUACACCGCCCAUGAAUACCGAAAUGGCAGCGGCGGACAGUAAUGAACGACGGACACCGUUAAGUAAUCGCGCCACACCCACACCGCCGCAUAACAAUGGUAAUGCCAGCAGUAGUACGAGUAAUGGUGGUGGCAGUAGUCGAGCUUCACCAGAUUCUAUGGAUGAAAAGCCCUCGACAACCACUUUAUCUGCCAAUGGCAUGCUGGGAUCUGGGAUUCCAAGCAGCAGUGUAGGAGGAACUCAAGGGCCAGUAGUUGGUGGUAGUAAUAAUAACAAUAACUCUGCCAGCAAUAUGAGUGUUAUACGCUCGGUAAAGGAGGAACGUAUUUUAGCUUCUCCCACACGCAUGAUGGCCUACCAUCAUCAUCAUCAUCAACAGCAGCAGCUGCAACAACAGCAGCAGCAGCAGCAUCAACAACAACUCAUGCAUCAGCAGCAGCAACAACAGGGUGCUAAAACACCCACACAGUCUCAACAACAUGUUACUGUCUUGGUAACACCAUCUCGUAUUAAGUCUGAACCACAACUACCGCCCCAACCAACACAUUCGCCAUAUUCCACAGCUGUUAGCGCUUCAACAACUACUUCUACGCCAUCCCCCCUACACAGCACCUCAACCACCAGCCAUUACACAACCUCUGCGCAACAGCAGCAACAUCAUCACCAGCAGCAGCAACAGCAUCAACAACAGCAGCAGCAGCUGCAACAACAACAUUCUAAUCCUACGCCCGUACCACCAAUAGUCACAACACAUCACUUACACCAACAGCUCACGCAGCCUCAGAUGCGCAAAAAUAGUCCUCCCCAUGAUCUGCAAUUGCCACCCCAACAUCACCACUUACUGUCACAGUCAAUGCAACAUUUAACGCAGCAACAACAGCUGCAACUUCUACAGCAAGCGGCCGCCAUGUCUAGACAAAACAAUCCUGCGACGAGAGAAAUGUCACCUAGUGCCUCAAUGUCUCCCAGCUCUAGACAUUCGUCGUCGAAAUCACCACAACAACACAUGAUGCAGCCGCAACAGAAUUUGGGCCAACAGCAUGUGCGCAUUAAGAAGGAACCUCCCACAAUGCAAAAUCACAAUCCAAAUUUUGGCAACAGCGGCAAUGGUGGCCAAAGGCAUCAUUCGCCACAUCAUUUUAUGCAACAACAGCCACCGCAGCAACAACAGUCUCCGCAGGGACAUCAGCCGCCACAAUUGCCACCCCAGACUUUGGGUAACAUGGCUCAAGCCUUAAUGCAUCCUGCUUCGCUACCGUCUUUAAGGCAUCCGAAUCGGGAUGCGGCGUUGAUAUUUCGGGUCAAAAACGAAGUGCAACAACAGGUGGCGGCGGCAGCUGCAGCGGCAGCAGGUUUGCCUCAACUAAUGCAACAGAGCGCUGCUGCUGCGGCUGCUCAGCGCAUGGUUUGGGUAUCGAAUGCCCGCAUCAAUGGUGUAAAGCCUGAAGUUAUAGGUGGACCCAUGGGCAGCAUACGACCGGGUGGUCCCGGUCAAUCUCCCUCGCCACACCACUCAUCUUCAUCAGCCUCCUCAACAUCACAGCUGUCGCCGCAGACACCCUCCCAAACACCACCCAGAGGUACACCUACAGUCAUCAUGGGCGAAAGUUGUGGAGUGCGCACCAUGGUCUGGGGCUACGAACCGGCGGCACCACCCACUUCAGCCGGCUCGGCCAGUCAAUCACCAAAUUCACAUCACCACCACCAGCAACAGCAUCAUGUAUCACAUCAACAGAUGGGCGGUGGUGCGCCGCCCUCGUCAUUACAAUCCCAGCCACAUCACUCGUCACAGUCAUCAUUGAAUACAUCCUCUUCGUCACCUUCAGCUGGAUCUCUAACGCCCACACAUACACCGGGACCUUCGCCGCAAAAUAACGAAGAAGCCGCCCAACUGCUAUUGUCACUGGGUCAAACGAGGAUACAAGACAACCGACCAAGACCGCCACAUGCCUUUCGUACGCCUCAUGCUCUCAACAUGGAAAGACUAUGGGCUGGCGACUAUUCUCAGUUGCCGCCUGGUCAACUACAUGCCCUCAACUUAAGUGCAGUGCAACAGCCGUGGGGAGGUGGUACCUCGAAUACAACGGGUCUGGUCAGAGCUCUGGAUAAUCCACACGAACCAACCGAUGAGGAUGAACAGCCAUUGGUGUGCAUGAUCUGUGAGGACAAGGCCACGGGAUUACAUUAUGGUAUUAUUACAUGUGAAGGAUGUAAAGGUUUCUUUAAGCGUACCGUACAAAAUAGACGGGUGUACACUUGCGUGGCAGAUGGCACCUGUGAAAUAACCAAAGCUCAACGGAAUCGUUGUCAGUAUUGUCGUUUCAAAAAAUGUAUUGAACAGGGAAUGGUGUUGCAAGCCGUUCGUGAAGAUCGCAUGCCUGGCGGCCGCAAUAGCGGCGCUGUCUACAAUCUUUACAAGGUCAAGUACAAGAAACAUAAGAAGAGCAAACAACAGCAGCAGCAACAACAACAACAACAGCAGCAGCAGCAACAACUACAGCAAUCGCCGCAACAACAUUCACCCAUGCAUCAGCAACAUCAUCAGACGCAACUUUCACUGCAUCAUCAUCAGACUCAUCUCUUUAUGCCUCAACAACAGCAGCAGCAAUUGCAACAGCAACAGUUUGCCGCCGCUGUGGCAGCAGCCGCCCAUCAGCAACAAACCAAAUUAUUAGGUGACAUGAAGCCCAUGCUCAUGAUAAAAGAGCAACAGCAAUCUAUGCAUUCACCACAUCAUCAGCAGCAGGCGACGCAAUCGCAACCACCACUGGGGCCGCCACAACAACCUCCGCAGCAUUUAGCCUCACCCCAUCAUCCGUUGCAUGCGUCGGCGGGCGGUCCGGGAGCACCACUGCAUAGUCCUGUAGCCAGCGGUCCCCAACAGCAAACAUCACAUCAUCAUGCCGCCUCAGUGGCGCCCCAACAGCAUGUGGCCCACCAGCCGUCAGCAGCUUCACAAAGACCUACGACGCCCCAAGAGACUGCUAUGAAAAUACCCUCGCAUUUGGUAAAUGGUACCAUACUUAAGACUGCUCUCACGAAUCCCAGCGAGAUUGUGCACCUACGACACCGACUCGAUUCGGCGGUUAGUUCGUCUAAAGAUCGUCAGAUCUCCUACGAGCACUCGCUCUCCAUGAUACAAACUCUGAUAGACUGUGAUGCCAUGGAGGACAUAGCCACCUUGCCGCAUUUCUCCGAGUUUCUCGAAGACAAAUCGGAGAUCAGUGAAAAGCUGUGCAACAUUGGCGAUUCGAUAGUCCACAAACUGGUGUCGUGGACCAAGAAACUGCCCUUCUAUUUGGAAAUUCCCGUGGAAAUACAUACCAAACUGUUGACCGAUAAAUGGCAUGAAAUUCUCAUUCUCACCACAGCCGCCUAUCAAGCCCUGCAUGGAAAACGACAUUCAUCCUCCUCCCAUUCGGCCACCUCGACCAGCAGUUCAACUUCUUCGAAUUCGUCGGCCUCGUCGACAUCCUCUUCGCCCACGCAGCACAACAACAGCAACAAUCAUGCUUCAUCAACAUCACCUCCCCACAUAACAACACAUCCUGCCUUAGUACACAAAGAAGAUCCCGAAUUUGUGGCCGAAGUUAAUGCUCAUCUGACGACCCUGCAAACGUGUCUAACCACUCUGAUGGGCCAGCCCAUUGCCAUGGAACAACUCAAAUUGGAUGUGGGUCAUAUGGUGGAUAAAAUGACACAAAUAACCAUCAUGUUCCGGCGUAUUAAAUUAAAAAUGGAAGAAUAUGUGUGUUUAAAGGUCUACAUACUCUUGAAUAAAGCAGAAGUGGAACUGGAAAGUAUACAGGAACGUUAUAUACAAGUGUUGCGGACAUUCUUGCAACAUUCAUCGCCGCAAAAUCCACAAGCCCGCCUUAAUGAACUACUGUCCCAUAUACCAGAGAUCCAAGCUGCUGCUAGUCUUUUAUUGGAAAGUAAAAUGUUCUACGUUCCCUUCGUUUUGAACUCGGCCAGUAUAAGGUAGCAAAUGCUUCAACGUGGUCUAUUAACAAAUGCCGAGCAACAACAGCAGCAACAAAAACAACCGCCUUACGACACGACAAGAGCAACAACAAC
This is a messenger RNA of Calliphora vicina (urban bluebottle blowfly), 4704 nucleotides long. Its product is annotated as hormone receptor 4-like. Bases 92 to 4612 code for a protein of 1506 amino acids. Gene Ontology annotation, cellular component: chromatin. NCBI's taxonomy places the organism in Eukaryota, Metazoa, Arthropoda, Insecta, Diptera, Calliphoridae. Gene Ontology annotation, biological process: regulation of DNA-templated transcription. Gene Ontology annotation, molecular function: nuclear receptor activity; sequence-specific DNA binding; zinc ion binding. The record is from RefSeq and is a predicted model, not a curated record. The transcript has 6 exons.